Humulus lupulus (European hop) is the source of this 1567-nucleotide messenger RNA. RefSeq names its product suppressor protein SRP40-like. Bases 1 to 1461 code for a protein of 486 amino acids. The record is from RefSeq and is a predicted model, not a curated record. NCBI's taxonomy places the organism in Eukaryota, Viridiplantae, Streptophyta, Magnoliopsida, Rosales, Cannabaceae. Gene Ontology annotation, molecular function: calmodulin binding. The transcript has a single exon.
AUGGCAACUACAAAGGUCAAAAGAGAUAGUAGUAGUAGCAGUAGUACUACUACAACAGCUACUACUACUUAUGUGCCUGGGAAGAAGACACAAACAUCUUCAAAUUCCCACCCUAGAACUAGCAGCACUACUAGUAAUUCUACUAAAAAAGCUGCUUCUUCUUCUUUGGCUUCCACAGAUGAUACCAGUCAGAAACAAGUCCCUAACUAUCUCAAACCCACAAAGAGCUCUGGCCCCACUUUCAUUAAACACCCCAAGAAUCAAGAUAAUCACACCAAUAAGCCAACCCUCAACAGAAGAAGGUCUUUUGACAAGCCACCUUCGCCUUCGGGAUCAUUCUCAUUGGCCCAUCAAAAGGCUUCAGAGAGAGUUCUGUCAAACUCCUCAUCUUUCUCAUCCAAAACCACUUCUUCUCCUCCUCCUCCGAGAAACCUUUCCUCAUCAAAGAUUACUGCUCCUCCUAGAGCUACCAAACCUCAGACUUUGUAUGUCAAGAAUGCGAAAACGAGCAAAGAAAGUUUUGUUAGGAAGGAAAAAGGUUCAACCAAGAGUACUAGUAGUAGUACUACUAAUAAAGUUGUUAAACCUGACGGUACAGUGGUUAAGGUUGAUCAUGAUGAUCAACUGAUUAAAGCUACUCCACCAGAUGAUGACCAUGAACUGAUCAAAUCAGAAGAUAACGUUAGUCAUGAUGAUCAUGGCAGCGAUGUUGUUGAUUAUGAGCAUGAUCCGGACAUUGAUCAUGAGAUUAAUAAGCUUAGCCCACCUUGUGAUAUUUCCACUGUCUCAGAUGAACUGGUAGUAAAAGCUGAUCAUCAUGAUGAUCCUGAAGUUGUUAAUUAUGAUAACAACAACAAUAGUAAUGAUGGGAUCGAAGAGAAGCCUGACAAACUAGAUAGUACUGAUCAGGAAGUAGAGGAUAUUGAUCCAGGAGAUGAACAUGACAGUGAUCAAUUAUUAUUAGAAGAUGGUCAAGAGAAUAUGAAUCAAAACAAAUUAGCUGAUCAUCAAGAUCUAGAAGGUACGAACAAUAUUAUUGCAGGUGAUGAUCAUCGGGAAUCAAAAGCAGAUGAUGAUCAAAUAGUACUGGUCAAAGAGAAAGAUACCAACAAAGCAAACGUUGAGAAGGUAACUACAGCUACAAAUCAAGAAACCGGAUCAGUUAAUAUUGAAGAAAACAAAUUCAUUAACAUUAUUUGUGAUGAUCAUGAUCAUGAUCAUGUUGAUCAUCAUCUGAAGGAACAAGAACAUGCAGUGGAGGAAGUGGCAAAGCCUGUAGGGGCAUCACCGGCACUGGUACCAGUGGCGGCGGCUGCUGUGAAGAGACAAGGGAAGAAGGAAUCUCAAGCUUACAAUGAUGUAAUAGAAGAGACUGCAAGGAAGCUGUUGGAGAAGAGAAAGAACAAGGUUAAGGCAUUGGUUGGCGCCUUUGAAACUGUUAUUGAUUAUGAAUCUAAAUAAUGUUUUGUAUAUGCCAACACACAUUUUAUUAGUUUAAUUGGCUUUCAAUUGGAUCGGGAAGUUGUACUUGGAUACAAACGAAGGAGAGAUUCAUAAGAUUAUUAUG